This is a messenger RNA of Ectocarpus sp. CCAP 1310/34, 1623 nucleotides long. The record is from the annotation of a GenBank genome assembly. Lineage: Eukaryota; Phaeophyceae; Ectocarpales; Ectocarpaceae.
AUGGGAUAGUCAACGAGUUCAUGAAGUUUGGGGGGAAGGGGAUGAUCCAGCUGAUGGUACUGCUAUACAAUUGGGUGUGGAAAAACGAGUAUACGCCAAGUAGAUGGAGGGAAGGAGUGGUUGUGAACUUGUUUAAGAAAGGAGACAAGACUGACCCAGGAAACUACAGGGGGAUCACACUGUUGAACACAGUAGGAAAAGUGUUCUGUAAGCUGCUGAACGAUAGGAUAGUGGGAGUAUUGGAGAAGGAACAUAGCAUUAGUGAGGGCCAGGCAGGUUUCCGCAAGAAGAGGGGGUGCGUAGACCACGUGUUCACGGUAGGGAGAAUCAUCCAAGAUAGAAAGAGGGCGGGAAAGCCGACGUGUUAUGAGGUUCUGUCUCAGCCAGGGAGAAUCAUCCAAGGUAGAAAGAGGGCGGGAAAGCCGACGUACUGCUUCUUCCUGGACGUGAAAAAGGCAUACGACACCGUAUGGAGAAAUGGGUUGUGGAAACAGCUGUCCAAGUACGGGAUCAAGGGGAAAAUGUGGAGAGCGCUGAAUGAAGAAGAUGACCAGAGUGGGGUCCCACAAGGUUGCACGCUGUCCCCAACAUUGUUCCAGGUGUUCAUCAACGAUCUGUUGGAAGUCGUAGAGGCAGUCCGGAAGGGAGUAAAAGUAGGGGACACGGAAACGUCGGUUUCAGGAAUGCUGUUUGCGGAUGAUUUUGUCGGUAUGUCGGACACCCCUGAGGGACUGCAACUGCAAAUUGACGCGGCGAAGAAGUUUACUGAUAAGUGGAGAUUGUCUGCCAACGUUCAGAAGAGUGCCGUCAUGGUUUGCAACGAGAACAAGGAGGAACCAGUAGAACAUAGAUGGAAGUGGGGGAUCGAGGAGAUUGCAGUAGUGGACCAGUACACAUACCUCGGAGUAGAGAUCGCAAAAGACUGCUCGUGGAAUGCACACAUGUCCAAGGUAGCGGAAAAGGGCAAAGCACGAGCAGGGAAGCUGCACCCAAUACUCGCAAACCGGCACCUCGAUACACGCAUCAAAUUGACGGUUUUGAAGAGCGUAAUCGUACCGCCGCUAGAGUACGCCGGAGAAGUAUGGGAAGGAAAUAAGAAGGUAGUGAAAGAACUCGAGGCGGCGCAGAUGAAAGCAGCGAAAAUCAUCCUAGGAUGCUCCACGCGCACAAGUAAUGCAGCCGUGAGGGCAGAAUUGGGGAUCCAAUCCCUACGGUCGGGAAGAGACGCGAGGAAGCUGACCUGGCAGUAUCGCAUGUGCGGGAUGGGAGAGGAGAGGUUGCCGAGAAUUGUAUGGGAGGCGAAGUGGGCAAACAAAAAGAGGGGUAGACAACCCACGGAAUGGGUCAAGGUUGUAGAGGACGUAUGGAAGGGGCUCGACAUCGACGAAGAUGAAACGCUGGAAACGGAGGGUCUACAGGGGUUCAAGGAGAAGAUAUCUGUUGCUUGUGCCGAGAGAGAAGAACAGAAUCUGAGGAAAGAAACCGAGGAUACGGAGGGUCCAGAAGUGACCGGGGACAUAGGCCUUCGAGAACGUCGACGAACAAAUAGGACGGUAGACGACGAAGACGACGNGACCAAUGGAUGCAGGAACAAAGCUUAAGGUCAAAUUCAGGACCGGGGAC